Molecule: messenger RNA, 2238 nt
Organism: Dromiciops gliroides (monito del monte)
Lineage: Eukaryota; Metazoa; Chordata; Mammalia; Microbiotheria; Microbiotheriidae
Gene: RPS19BP1
Product: ribosomal protein S19 binding protein 1
Exons: 4
Coding region: 71-499 (142 amino acids)
Cellular component (GO): nucleolus
Molecular function (GO): enzyme binding
Source: RefSeq, a predicted model, not a curated record
CUUCCGGCCGGACGCUUUAGGAAAGGUCUCCGGCCGGAAGUGCCUGGGGAACCACGUGGGUGGAGGCGGCAUGUCGGCUUCGCUCCUGCGCAAGGGCCUGGAGCUCCUCGGGGAGCCAGCGGGCUCCAGGGCCGAGCCGGGCCAAGGCCCCCAGAACCGGACCCGGAGGAAGCGUUCGUCCCGGAAGAACCAAGCCACGGUCAAGGGGAAGGUCACCAAGUCGGCUCUGGGAACACCCGAUCCUUUCCCCACUCCAGAGGAGUUCCAGAAGCGGCAGAGGCAGGACCACCUGGAGGAGAACCUGAGGUUGAUGAAAAAGAAGCGAGUGACCGCUGACCCGAAGGUCACCGUGAAGAUCCUUCUCCAAAACCGAGGCAGGAAAGCCAGGGACCGACCGGCCACCAAGCCGAAGACGGAGAAGCCCCAGGGCACAGUGUUCACCGAGGAAGAUUUCCGCAAGUUCCAGGAGGAAUAUUUUGGGAAUCCUGGAACCAAGUGAUAGAGAGGGAGGAGGCCUGCGUCUGGCCUGGGUGAGGGCUCAGCCCUUGGGCACGAGGAGAGUGCAUGGGGCAGGGUGGGACAAGUCUCCCUGUUCAGAGCAGGACAAGCCCAGGGCCCAGUGACUGAGAGAGCUCCGUGGAUGUUCAGAGACAAUAAGGAGGGAAUAGUCCCCACCUGCUCCCAGCUUUGGGAGUCCCUCAUCCUCAUCCUGCACCACCAGAUGGGCUGCUAUUCGAGACUCAACCACCAGGUGGUGUUGCUACUGCUCCUUGGGAUAGGGAUGGGGAUGGGGAAGGGGGCCCCUGGGGACUAGAGGCCUAACACAGAUCUUUUUAGAAAUAAAAAUGAAAAUUCCCCGCCCUGUGUGGAAUUAUGGGGACCCUAGGGCUCCCCGUGAUGGGGCACACCUUCCAACCCUGGCCAUACCCCAAGUGACAGUAACUGAACCCAAGGACGGGUUCAGGGGCUCACAACCCUGGAUGUUGUUCUGCAAGUCAGGGAGUCCUGGGCUCUUAGAACCAGGAGGAACCUGGAGACCAACCUCGGUACAAAUGAGGAAACUAAGGCUCUGAGAGAAGGGUCACAAUGCCGGUUAUGGCGGAGCUGGAAUGAUGGCUGAGUGACACUGCUGCCUUUCACUGGCUACCAAAGGGCAAAACAUGUGCUCCUCUCUGGCAGCCAGUCUUCAGUUCAAAAGGCACUGACUGUGCGCCCAGAGCAGCACCUCAUAGGUGCUUGGGGACACACUAAACCGAAGCAGACCUGCUCUCUAGAAGCUGAUGUUUUAUUGGGGGAGUACCUGGGCACAGAGGCAUAAACAAAAAGGAGCUCAUCUUGCAUUCCCUCAAGGGCUGAUAGGGCUAAUCCUGGGUUAGGAAGAAAGGGAUUGAAGGGAGACCUACAAGGUUGGGUGGCGGUGGGUCCUCUCCCUGCUCCCCCUUUCUUGGCAUCAGAUGAACAGAAGUGCAUUUGCAGAGUGGAAUGGGGGAACCAAGAGGAAUCUUGACAUCCCCAGCUCCCUCACUUGACACAAAGGAACGGUGGCACAGGUGGGCAGUGGUGGAGAAACAACAUCUGGUCCUGUCCUGUUCCCGGUGGGGACAGGGCCUCCCACACACUGGAGUGAGUCCUCUCCUCACAGGGUUGGUUACCGAUGCUUCACAGAGGGGCCUAAGGGCGACCCGUGCCCAAAGGCCACCCCGUUAUCUCCAGCCUCCAUCUAAGAUCUUGGCAUGAGAGGAUCACCCCGUUCCACUUCGGGAAUAGCUGUCAGGCACUUACAUGUCUCCCCCGGUAGGGAGAGCCGGGACCGCCAAGGUUUUCCUGCACUUGGCAGAUGGGAAGCACUCAAUGUUUAUGUUCAUUCAUCCCAUUCCUGACAUGAAGCUGAGGGGCCUCCCUGCGGUUUCCUCCCACUGCCCCUUCCCCAGGGUUUGUGGCCAUUUUUUUUUUCUUUAGUGAGGCAAUUGGGCCUAAGUGACUUGCCCAAGGUCACACAGCUAGUAAGUGUUAAGUGUCUGAGGCCGGAUUUGAACUCAGCUACUCCUGACUCCCGGGCCAGUUCUCUAUCCACUGUGCCACCUAGCUGCCCCGUGGCCAUUUUGCUAAAUGUUUUGUCUUCUCUUUUUUGUUCCAUAUUACUAGAGAUAGCUCAGUGGGGAGGGGAUGGCCAACACCUACUCUGGGAAGUGAAAUGUUAAAAGCAAUACAGAUUUAAAAUUAAUUCAAAAUAAAUGU